GCAGCGGCUGCCGCAGGGCGCCGGGGCUGCGGGCGCCCCGCCUGGGAGGGGUUAAGCGGCGGCCCCAGCCCGGGGGCGGACGGGGCGGCUGCGGCGGCGGCGGCUGCUAUACGGCGGCGGGGCUCUAGGUGUCCUGCCUGGGAGGGUCCCUGCUGCAUUGCAGCCGCCGCGCUGCUCCCUCUCCGCGCACACAAUGGCGACUCCCAGCCCCAGCAGCGGCUCCGGCGCCGGCGGCGGGAGCGGGCCGGGCCCGGGCGGCCCGCAGGCGCACGCCGCCGCCAGCAGCAUGCAGGGUAAACGCAAAGCGCUGAAGUUAAAUUUUGCAAAUCCACCUUUCAAGUCCACAGCAAGAUUUACUCUAAACACUUCGGGAGUUCCUUUCCAAAAUCCACACAUUGAUACACAAGCAACCCUGGGUAGUAAUCACAUUGUCCCGUUCAGUUUCAAAAGGAGAGAAGCGGACCUCAUCCAGAAACUUUCCAGCAGGCUACAAGAGAGACUGAGAACACACAGCAUUGAAUCAUCAGGAAAAUUGAAGAUUUCCCCUGAACAACAUUGGGAUUUUACAGCAGAGGACUUGAAAGACCUUGGAGAAAUUGGACGAGGCGCUUAUGGUUCUGUCAACAAAAUGGUCCACAAACCAAGUGGGCAAAUUAUGGCAGUUAAAAGAAUUCGGUCGACAGUGGAUGAAAAAGAACAGAAGCAGCUUCUGAUGGACCUUGAUGUAGUAAUGCGAAGCAGUGACUGCCCGUAUAUUGUUCAGUUUUAUGGCGCACUCUUCAGAGAGGGUGACUGUUGGAUCUGUAUGGAGCUCAUGUCUACCUCGUUUGAUAAGUUUUACAAAUAUGUAUAUAGUGUAUUAGAUGAUGUUAUUCCAGAAGAAAUCCUAGGCAAAAUCACUUUAGCUACUGUGAAAGCACUAAACCACUUAAAAGAAAACUUGAAAAUCAUUCACAGAGACAUCAAACCUUCCAAUAUUCUUCUGGACAGAAAUGGAAACAUUAAACUCUGUGACUUUGGCAUUAGCGGGCAGCUUGUGGACUCCAUUGCUAAAACGCGGGAUGCAGGGUGCCGGCCGUACAUGGCGCCUGAAAGGAUAGAUCCCAGCGCAUCCAGGCAAGGCUAUGAUGUCCGCUCAGAUGUCUGGAGCUUGGGAAUUACAUUGUAUGAGCUGGCCACAGGGCGAUUCCCCUACCCCAAGUGGAACAGUGUGUUUGACCAGUUGACACAAGUAGUAAAAGGAGACCCACCGCAGCUGAGUAACUCAGAGGAAAGGGAGUUCUCCCCAAGUUUCAUCAACUUCGUCAACUUGUGCCUUACAAAGGACGAGUCCAAAAGGCCAAAGUAUAAAGAGCUUCUGAAACAUCCCUUCAUCCUGAUGUAUGAGGAACGCACAGUGGAUGUUGCAUGCUAUGUUUGUAAAAUCCUGGAUCAAAUGCCAGCAACUCCCAGCUCUCCAAUGUACGUCGAUUGAUAUUGCUGCUACAUCAAACUCUAGAAAAAGGGCUGAGAGAAAACAAGCUGUAAAGAAUUUUCAUCACAUAUUGCAGUGUUUUUAAUGCUCGCCCAGACACCAUGUGCAAUAAUAUUGGUGUUAUUUCCAUCCUGUCUGUAUACUGUUGUCACAUAUAAAGUGCAUCCCUGUAAUAUCUGAUCACACAGUGUUAGUGUUGGUCAAAGAGAGACCUCAUCUUGCUCUUUUGUGGACAUAUUCAUGAAAUGUGGAAAUAAGUACAUUUAUUUGUUGACCGUGAUUGGAUAGCACCUAAAAUUCAUUUCUGACUCAAAACUUGGAGACUUCUCAGCAGCUACUGGAAAGAUUUUUCUCUCAAACUCUUCCAAUUGUUGUUUCAAGUAAUAAUAAAAAGCAAACAAACAAAAGUUAGGCGUUGUCUGUCUGAACAUUAAGAGACUUUGCCUGGAGGGAGAAGAACUUGCUUAACCAACGAGAUGCUUUUGCCUUCUGGAGCUAGAAAGGCAAAGGAGAAUUUUAUUCUUCACAAAGUGCAAUAGAUUUACUGCUAUGAAAUUCUGUUGCUUUACAGUCGCAGUGUACUUUCUGGGGACAGUGUGCUCAGCUGAACUUCCUGUUAAAGAGAGAUCAUGUUAAAUAUAGUGAAUAUGUCUUUACCAAAAAUAUGUUGCGUUGAAAGAGGCUAACAUUAAACUAUUCAGAGAUGGGACAUAAUGUAUUCUUUCUCCUUUUACCAAGCCAGCCACUCUUCACUCUUAACUAGGUGUCCUGUAAAUUGUUACCUGGUAAGAUAAGACCUUUGACCUGAAGAAUUAUUAAACUACUCGAUUGAAUUUAACCUGCUUGUGACCUGAUUUAUAGCUGCACAGUGCUCACCACCAGCUGGCUUUUCUUUGUCUUCGACAAGUGCUGUUCACAAAGUCUGCAGCUGUUUUAAUGAGCCGCAAAAGAAUGUCUGUGAUUUCUAGCCAAUAUUUCUCAUGUUCUUCACUGUCCCCAGCCCUGAUGCUAGCGGCUUUUCACUGACCCUGAGACCAGGCCAGCAGCACUGCCACCUCCCAGCCCAGUGCCCUCACAAGACCAAACCUCAGCGCUUCCUUCUCGCCACUGCAAGCAGGAUGGUGGUCAUGUCCCCCUGUUGCAAUGGGGCUCUGUGCCUGCCCCGCUGCUGCAAGUCACGCUCUGCUUAGCUUGCUGGAGACUUUGUUCACCACCUUCUGGGCAUAUUUAACCUCUUGUGACCCUCCACAGCUCUUGUUGCUGCACCGUAGAGCGAACCUCACUUAGAUUGUUUGGUGCAGAUAGAGAUGAGGUGGAGAUGAGGGAGUGUUUAAUGCCUUGUGGGCUUUUAGCUGACCCAGCAACACCAGGCAAGCUAUAAUCUUCUGGCCCAUUGCUGAGCAAAAAAGCACAUAACUUGUUUUUUUUUAAAAUCGACAUAUUUUUCAAAGAUUAAUUUUUCCCGAAAACUUUUUUUUUCCAAAACUUUGCAGUUUUCAGGUAUUUAGUAGCAUACUGGGGAUAAAAUGGAGGCUGCAGCAUCUCUGACUUCCAUUUUUAGUUGUCUAGUUUAGGCAUUUGGUAGGACUUCAUCAACGUUAGAGCAACCUACUGUCAAAGCUCUGUGGCAAAACUGGACCCAGGACACAGAGGGCUAGAGACGCAGUGGGAGUGAAAACACAGCGGUACUGGCAGGAUUCCCAAGGAAGGGCUUUCCAUGUCACAUCAAUGCUACCAAGCGCAAACUGGACUGAUGCAGGAGCACUGGAGACCAGCACAUCCCUGCCCCAGUUGCUCGGUUGGGAAAGGAGGGAGCCGAGGCCGUGCUCAUGUGGACGGCUGGUGUUUCUGUGGCCGCAGAGGUGACACCCUUGCCUAAGGCUUGCAGCACUGCGUAUCUCCCACUGGGCUGCCAGAGCUGGUCCCUCUGGCACCAAGGCUGACACGGAUGUGAUCCCUUGGGGCACAGUGUGCCUGGCUGGGCAGGGAGGUGCAGUCCUGCCCUUCCUGGAUUACGUUCCUCCAGGGCUGCUCAUCAGGCGAGGCAGUCACUAAAGUCUUCCCAAAACGGACAAGGCAGAGCUUUCUGAAGUAACUAGUCAUUCCCAACAGCUCUGAUAAAUCACGUGGAAGGAUCAGUUGAACAAGAUACACAGCAUAUCUAAAGCAGUAAUUCUCCCCCCAGCCCUGUAGCCUCAGAAAACUUAGCUUUUCUCAGGCUUGGCAAAUCCCCGCAGCUGUGAUUCAUCUCACCAGCCUUCAGCCACCAGUAAUGGGACCUUGGGUGUGCUGGGUCUCACAGGGUGCUGGCUGGGGGUCUAGAGAGACACGGAUCCAGUAAAGACAGAUGCGUGCAGAGGUGCUCUGCCUCUGUCCCCACGUUUCAGACACUGAAGUCUGAUUCACAUCUGCCCAGGGACAGGGAGUCCAAAAAUGUUUCAGAGGGCUAACACUGAGAUGGAUCCUCCCAAAAAUCAGUUUCCCUCCAAUGCAAGUGACUGCCUUGCUCUGCUCUUUCGGAAUGGCUGGGGUCCGUUCUCUGGUGCUGGCCCUGUCCGGAGCUCGUCUUUAGCAGCACAACCAGUUUGCUUUUGACAGAUGGGAAAUGGAAACACAAAGCUUUGAGCUGCUAGUGGCAAAAUCAGGGUUGAGGUGCUGUGGCAUGGUUGGCUGUACAGAAGGACAGGUUUAGUGUAUUAAACAUAGACUAUUAUAAACUAUUAAGGGUGCACCAUUUAUUACAAUGUAUCUUUAUUAAAAAAGAAAAAAAAAGGUGUAUAGUGUUCAGAAGCUGUGAAAAUAGUGUAAGAACUGUACAUUGUGAACUCUGGUUAUUUUUUUUUUCUUGUACCAUAGAAAAAUGUAUAAAAAUUAUCAAAAAGCUGAUGUGCAGGGAUGUUGCCUUAUUGUCUGUAAAAUGGAGCUCAGGAACAUAACUGCUUCAAAGAGCUUCAGAAUAUUUUAUCUGGUAUCCUGGUUUGACUUCCUCCUCUAUUUAAGAUAUUAUACAUGGAUCAGAGUGUUUAUGUAAUAGUUCUAUCCUUUUGCCUGCAGGUCAGUUGUAAUAAAACUAGGAUGCGACUGUGA
Molecule: messenger RNA, 4561 nt
Organism: Aquila chrysaetos chrysaetos
Lineage: Eukaryota; Metazoa; Chordata; Aves; Accipitriformes; Accipitridae
Gene: MAP2K4
Product: mitogen-activated protein kinase kinase 4
Exons: 12
Coding region: 194-1474 (426 amino acids)
Biological process (GO): MAPK cascade; protein phosphorylation
Molecular function (GO): JUN kinase kinase activity; ATP binding
Source: RefSeq, a predicted model, not a curated record